GAUUGCUCCUAAGAUGGCGGCCUGCAGCAGCAGCAGCAGCAGCAAUGAUAAUGACAAUAUAGGGAGCAAUAUCCCCGUGUAUGAAGCGGCGGAGCUGAACUCUCGGGCCUUCUGCGUGGGGGCCUUCGGGGCUCUGUGGAAAGAGGCGCUGCGGGAGGAGGACCUGGCCUUGGAGGAGGAGGAGAAGAUGGAGGAGGAGGUGGAGGCCGCCGCGGUGGCCCUGGAUCUGGGCUGCCCUGCGGAGGUGGCCCAGGAGCUGAGGGACCUCUGCAGAGUUGGUGCACUGAUGGGACCUGAGAAGGAAGAUACAGACGUUAUACCCGAAGACAGUAAUUUAUUGACUCUUAGAAUUAGACAGAAGGCUCUUGAGAGAAGAGAAGAAACAGUCAUUGUAGAUCGUGCAAAUAGACAAGAAACAUUUAUCUAUGAGAUGGAAUCUCAUGCAAUUGGAAGGAGGCCAGAAGAUCCAGUCAACAUGGUCAAGGAGGGAGAACUUGUUUUAACUCUCAAUAUUUUCUAUCCUGUCAUAUUACAGAAGCAUAAGCUUCGUAAGCCAUAUCAGACAGUAUUGGUUCUUGGUAGCCAGAAGCUUACUGAGUUGAGAGAUUCCAUUGCCUGUGUCAGUGACCUUCAGAUUGGAGGAGAGUUCAGCAAUCAUCCUGAUCAAGCUCCAGAAAACAUCAGCAAGGAUCUCUACAAGUCAGCGUUCUUUUAUUUUGAAGGUGUUUUUUAUGAUGAUAGAAGGUACCCAGAGUGCAGCGACUUAAGCAGCACAAUUAUUGAGUGGGCAGAAUCUCGCGACAGAGGCUAUUCAAAUCUUCAGUCUGCUAAAAUGGAAGACUAUACGUUUAAGGACUUGAACAUCAAAAUAGGCUUUCCCUACCUUUACUGUCAUCAAGGAGACUGUGAACACAUCAUUAUCAUCACAGAUAUCAGACUUAUUCAUCGAGAUGAUUGCUUGGAUAAGAGCCUCUAUCCCUUGUUAACCAGAAAACACUGGCUGUGGACCAAGAAAUGCUUUGUAUGCAAAAUGUACACAGCCAGGUGGGUGACCAAUGAAGACAGCCUGGCUCCACAGGACCCCUCCUUCUUCUGCAAUGUCUGUUUCCAAAUGCUCCAUUAUGAUGCACAUGGCAACAAACUGGGAGAGUUCCUUGCCUACCCUUACGUUGAUCCAGGGAUUUUCAACUAGGGCUUCAUUGAGGAUAAACUGAACUGUGACAUUACUUCAGUAAAUGCUGAACAUAUAGCUUAAAAUACUGAAGUAGUGGCCAUACUGUCUUUUGCAAUGCUUUGUGGCUGUGUAGUGCAAUUUGUAUCCCUAGCUAGCUAGUCAGAUGGCAAGGGCAUGUGGACAUUAUAGAUUGUAUUGGCUGCACCUGCACUGCAGAAAUAAUCCAGUUUGAUACCAUGGCUCAAUGCUAUAGAAUUCUCAGAUUUGUAGUAUGUUGUGGCACCAAAACUCUCUGAGAGGAAACUAAAUGUUUCAUGAAACUACAAUUCCCAGUAUUCCAUAGCACUGAGCAAUGGCAGAUAAAGCAGUGUCAGACUGAAUUAAUUCCGCAGUGUGGAUGCAGCCAUUAAGAACUAAAGGUGCAUGUUAUUGUGUACCUGAGUUUAGUUUUUAAUCGGAUCUUGGCCAGUAUAGUUAGGCACAUUUCCACCUUUUUACAGUAGUUCUGAGCCUUAGAGGAAUUCAAAGACUAAUGAAAGUGAGUUCCUGUAGAUACAGAGUUGUUUAGAAACUUGCCAGUGGUCUGUUUAUUACUAAGACAGGUCAUUAGAUGACAUUCACCUCACUCCAAUCUUCCAGAAGUCAAAUCUGGCCUCUUCUUUGAGGAGGGAAAUGAAAUACCAGAAAGUAGCAAGGUGAUUGCCCCCACCAGUCUUCAUGUCUGGACUAUAUACCUGAGGUUAUUUGGAGAACAAGACUGGAUAGCAUUUUUGUUGCCUUUAAGGAUAUUGAUAUGCUUUUGGUUGGAAUGGACCCUUUUUGCUAUAAUUUUUUCCCCAUAUUCUUAUUAAAUUUCUGAUAGCUUUGAUGCCUUUACCAUAGGACUUCCGGACUAAAGGUAAACAAAGGUCCAAAACACUGCAGAAAUAAUCUAGUUUGAGACCACCUUAACUGCCCUGGUUCAUUGCUAGGGAAUCCUGGGAACUAGUUUAUUGUGUCACCGGAGCUCUCUGACAGUGGCGAUUAAAUGUCACAGGAAAUUACAAUUCCCAGAAUUCCCUAGCAUUGAGCCAGGGCAGUUAAAGCGGUCUCAAACUGGAUUAUUUCUGCAGUGUGUUUUGGACCAAAGACAGCCUUGUUGUCAUCCUUCUCUCCUUGAGAAGGAGAUUUGGUUCUGUGUUUGAGAGCAAUUGUUUUCCUCUCUGUGAGAGAUUUGGCUACUCCAAUUAGGGCAUAUUGCUCCGAACAUGCUGCCUCCUGGGUUUAAUUUGGUUAUUGACAUACGUCUUCCUUUUUUAUGUGUGUGCCCCUCUCCUUUGGAAAUGAGUUCAUUUACUUAUAAAUGAGUUCCAGAUGUCCCUUAGUUGCUUUUAUUGUACUGAUACUUUAUUUAAAAAUAAAUGGGUCAAUAUAAAUAAUA
Molecule: messenger RNA, 2594 nt
Organism: Sceloporus undulatus (fence lizard)
Lineage: Eukaryota; Metazoa; Chordata; Lepidosauria; Squamata; Phrynosomatidae
Gene: SNAPC3
Product: small nuclear RNA activating complex polypeptide 3
Exons: 9
Coding region: 14-1192 (392 amino acids)
Biological process (GO): snRNA transcription by RNA polymerase II; snRNA transcription by RNA polymerase III
Cellular component (GO): snRNA-activating protein complex
Molecular function (GO): bent DNA binding; core promoter sequence-specific DNA binding; RNA polymerase II cis-regulatory region sequence-specific DNA binding
Source: RefSeq, a predicted model, not a curated record